AUGUAUCAGAGCGAGCUAUGCGACGCUGAUAAACGUGGACGUCUCGUCUCAUCUGAACCACUCUUCGUGGGUGUGGGUAUCGUCAUCAGCUACUUCUUUGAUUACGGAAUGAGCUAUGUUGGUGGCCCGGUCGCCUGGAGGGUCCCGAUCGCUUGCCAGGUCGUAUUCGCGUUUGUGGUGAUCUUUCUGGUCUUUGGUAUUCCUGAAUCCCCUCGGUGGCUAUACUAUCAUGGUCGGAAGGAGGAGGCGCUUCAGGUCAUGUGCGAUGUUUGGGACUCACCACCAGAAGGUGAAAAGGUCCAAAAGAUGCAGCGCGACAUUCUGGAAGCGAUAGAGCUUGAACGAGUUCACGGCGAAUAUAAGUGGAGCCAGCUGCUCAAGCGAGACAACGUCCAGACUGGCCGCCGUGUCUUGCUCGCUUACGGCAUGCAAUUCAUGAACCAAAUGGGCGGUAUCAACCUGGUCGUCUACUACGUUCCCACAGCGCUGGAGACGAAUGUCGGGCUCUCCAAGAACCUUUCUCUCGUGAUCGGCGGAUGCGUACAGACUAUGUUCUUCUUCGGAUCCCUUAUCCCGACUUUCUUCCUGGACCGCAUGGGUCGACGACGACCAAUGAUGUACGGCUCAUUCGGACUGGCUGUAUCGAUGAUGUUGAUUGCAGUCCUGCUCAGCUUCACGGCGGAACGUGGAUACUCUGCUCACAUGCAGAAGACCACUUCGUCUGCCGCGGUGACGUUCUUCUUCACUUAUAUGCUAUUCUUUGGUGCAACUGCCAAUUGCAUCCCAUGGGUGUACGUCCCAGAGAUCCUUCCGCAGCACGCCCGUGCGAAGGGCACCGCCGUGGGAAUUAGCUCAAAUUGGCUAUGGAAUUUCGUCGUCGUGAUGAUAACCCCUACCCUCUUGGGUAAUCUCAAAUGGAAAGGUUACUUGAUCUUCAUGGCCACGAAUUUGGCCUUCAUUCCUUUGGUGUACUUUUGCUACCCAGAAACGUCAAACCUCACCUUGGAGGAAGUGGAUCACCUCUUCACCAAAGAUGGCAAGCAUGGGCUGAAGGAGGUCGCGCAGCUGCAGCCAACGCAGCCAGUGGUGGAAAGCAGAAAAGCUCACGACGAUGACGAGAAGAUGGUUGGUAUGGAACAGGGUUCUCGCGAGCAUGUUGAGACCUUGGAGGAGGCCAAGGACGAUAAGUUGCUGUGA
Recurvomyces mirabilis is the source of this 1197-nucleotide messenger RNA. RefSeq lists its product as uncharacterized. The record is from RefSeq and is a predicted model, not a curated record. The transcript has 5 exons. Lineage: Eukaryota; Fungi; Ascomycota; Dothideomycetes; Mycosphaerellales; Teratosphaeriaceae. Gene Ontology annotation, molecular function: carbohydrate:proton symporter activity. The coding region runs from base 1 to 1197 and encodes 398 amino acids. Gene Ontology annotation, cellular component: membrane. Gene Ontology annotation, biological process: carbohydrate transport; transmembrane transport.